Oryzias melastigma (Indian medaka) is the source of this 2187-nucleotide messenger RNA. RefSeq names its product ST3 beta-galactoside alpha-2,3-sialyltransferase 8 (gene st3gal8). The transcript is spliced from 9 exons. Bases 273 to 1409 code for a protein of 378 amino acids. The record is from RefSeq and is a predicted model, not a curated record. NCBI's taxonomy places the organism in Eukaryota, Metazoa, Chordata, Actinopteri, Beloniformes, Adrianichthyidae. Gene Ontology annotation, molecular function: beta-galactoside (CMP) alpha-2,3-sialyltransferase activity.
AAACAACACAAGAAAGAGAAAAGGAGAGUGGUCUGUGGCCACGCCCCUCGUGGGCGGAGCCUGUGUGUCUGGCGCCGCGCGGCCUCAGUGUCACAAAGUCCAGAGGAGACUCCGGCCGCUUCUGCCGCUGCUCCCGGUUCAGACUAACGACAGCUGGGGGGGCUUCAUGGAGGUGAAGCUGAUGGACGACAACAAAACAUUCAGAUGACAGCAGCUGGUCUCACUGGUCCGCAGUCUGAGGCCCCGCCCCCAGCCGCGCCCAUCUUCCAGCCAUGUUGCUGAGGAGGAAACUGUGUGUUGCUGUCCUGGUCGCCGCCGUCCUCCUUCUCAUGCUCGCAAGCCAGAGCAUCCACAGAAGGCACUUCUUGCCCAUGUUGAUGGCCCUGCCCAUCAGCCAGGCUCCGCCCAUCAACACAGACUCUGAGGUCAAACCCACAGAGCCCCCAGCCAUCAAGAACCUCUUCCCCCCCAUAAAGGCUCAGGUUGCACAGGAAGAGCGAAAGGAGGAAGAGGAGAACGCCACGAAAGACCAACCCGUCCACAACGUCCAGAACCAGCAAAGGCAGUGUGGUUGCUUGGCUUCCUGCGUUUCGGAGCUGGGGGGUUCAGACUGGUUCAGCAAACGCUACGACCCCCAGCAGGACCCCCUCCUCAGAGAACACAUCAGCAGCGUUGACCCUGCAGCUCUGCAGUGGUGGCUGGGUCUGCAGCGAUCUGGGGGGGACGUUACGUUAGAGGAAGUGAUGUCACAAAUGUUCAAAGUUAUUUCCCCCCCGAGUCUGGACACCAAGCCCCUCCCUUCACGCUGCCGCAGUUGUGCGGUCGUUGGCAACUCUGGGAACCUGCGUCAGGCUGGCCACGGCGAGCAGAUCGAUUCCCACAGCUUUGUGAUCCGGAUGAACAAGGCGCUGACUCGAGGAUUUGAGAAGGACGUGGGGAACCGGACCACUCAUCAUUUCAUGUACCCAGAGAGCGCCGUGGACGUGGACGGCGGCGUCAGCCUCGUCCUGCUGCCCUUCAAGCUCCGGGACCUGGAGUGGCUGACUAGCGCGCUGUCCACCGGACAUAUCAAAAUGACCUACAUGAGGGUGAAGGAGCGAGUCCAGGCCGACAAAGACAAGGUGCUGGUGGUGAACCCGGCCUUCUUCAAGUACGUUCACGAGCAGUGGACGGAGCACCACGGCCGAUACCCGUCCACCGGCAUGCUGGCCAUCAUCUUCGCUCUGCACGUCUGCGAUCAGGUUUCUGUGUUUGGGUACGGUGCUGACCAGCAGGGGAACUGGCACCACUACUGGGAGGAGAACCGGUACGCCGGCGCCUUCAGGAAGACGGGGGUCCAUAACGCUGACUUUGAAACCGAAGUCAUCCAACAGCUCGCCAAAGAGGGCAAGAUCACUCUGCUCCGCUAACACCACCACGACUCCACCACUGAGGCUCCCACGGCCCCGCCCCCACGAGGCCCCGCCCUCGCCAGGCUCAGCUGUGGGGUAGAAGCUGCAUUCUCGAUCCCUGUGGACACCAGCGUUGAAGCAGCAGCGCGUCUGCCGGGACUGACCACACGGAGCGCCGCUCUGAGGGGAACAACCACGCCUUUCGCCACUUUUUAGACCGCCAUGAUGAUUUUAUAGUAGUUUUUUACUCUUCCAGUCUUCUUGUAACUUUAAAUGUCAGUGAAUGUUUACACAAUAAACCUCCAGAUAAACUAGCUUUAUUCUGAAAGGUUCAGGAAACCACCAGAUUUGACCCAAUCAGAGCUCUCCAUGAGGGAAUAGUUGUACUGUCAGAACAAUGACAAGAAGCCAAAACAGAGCCCCGCCCCAGCUGAGGGGGAGGGGGGCCCUUAACUUCUAUCAGCAGGAUUGUCCGUCUGAACCAGAAGCUGAAACGUUCAGGAAAAGCCGGAAGUCCUGCAGCUUCCUGCUGAGGCGCAGUAACAUUCAGACUCGUUUCCCCUCAUUAAAAAUGAUGGGAAUGUUGGAAUGAUUCAAGCAGAAAAAAACAUCCGACACGUCGGCCAUCCUGCAGACCGGGGGUCAGACUCCAGGCCUCGAGGGCCGCUGUCUCGCAUGUUCUCAUAGGGCUUGGAUGUCUGGAGAUCAUGCGGACACAGCGGGCCUGGAGUCCAGGAGUUUCCCAUCCCUGCUCUAGACAAACCGCUUUGAAAUAAAAACUGAUUUUUCUUCUGGA